Syngnathus acus (greater pipefish) is the source of this 2150-nucleotide messenger RNA. It is a transcript of the gene jazf1b, whose product is annotated as JAZF zinc finger 1b. Bases 20 to 754 code for a protein of 244 amino acids. The record is from RefSeq and is a predicted model, not a curated record. Lineage: Eukaryota; Metazoa; Chordata; Actinopteri; Syngnathiformes; Syngnathidae. Gene Ontology annotation, cellular component: nucleus. The transcript has 5 exons.
UUCCAAUGCAGCAGCGACCAUGACAGGCAUCGCCGCUGCUUCUUUCUUCUCCAACGCUUGCAGGUUUGGCAGCUGCGGACUCCACUUCGACUCCCUGGCCGAGCUCAUCUUGCAUAUCGAGGAUACCCACAUCGACACGGACCCCCGCCUUCUGGAGAAGCAGGAACAGCAGCAGCCCACCUAUGUCGCCCUCAGUUACAUCAACAGGUUCAUGACCGAAGCAGCGAGGCGAGAGCACGAAGCGCUGAAGAAGAAGAUGCAGCCCAAAUUAUCGUUGUCUCUAACGGGAAGCCUGUGUCGCAACAGCGUCGCCGUCCCGCCUCGCCACCCCAGCGGCAACCUCACCCCUCCCGUCACCCCGCCCAUCACCCCCUCCUCGUCUUUUCGCAGCAGCACGCCAACGGGCAGCGAGUGCGACGAUGAGGAUGUGGACUUCGAGGAAUCCGACAGCGACGAGUCGUGGACCACCGAGAGCGCCAUCAGCUCCCAAUCCAUCCUCAGCUCCAUGUGCAUGAACGGCGGCGAUGAGAAACCCUUCGCCUGCCCCAUCCCGGGCUGUAAAAAGAGAUACAAGAACGUCAACGGGAUCAAGUAUCACGCCAAGAACGGCCAUCGAACGCAGAUCCGAGUGCGCAAGCCCUUCAAGUGCCGCUGCGGCAAGAGCUACAAAACAUCUCAGGGUCUCCGGCACCACACCAUCAACUUCCACCCGCCCGUGUCCGUCGACAUCCUCCAUCGUAAGAUGCAGCAGUAGCGCCCCAAGUGGACGGAAUCCACCGGCACAGCAGAUUUCUUCAAUCUCAUCUUUUAUUUUGCUCAAAACACUAGAUGUUUUUUUUUUAAAUAUUUUGCAUGCUUUAAAAUUUUAUUAUGACUGUUCAAGCUUAAAAGUAGGUCACCGUUCUGUAAUUUGCACAUUGAAGCUUUUUUUUUUUUUUUUUUUAACUUUGGACCUCUACGGUGCUUGUUAGUAAUGCUUUUAACAACACAAAUUGGGUUUUCUUUUUAAACUUUGUGCCAAACCGGGACUCCGAAAAACACACCGGCCACAAUAUUAGGUACACCUGCACUAUCAAGGGCUGCCUUUCGAAAACUGCUCAGGUUUUACAAGGCAUUCAUCAAUACUUAACUAGAUUGUCCUUGGGUGCAUUGCGUAAAUGGUUGGACUUGAUUUGUACACAAUUUUCUGCAUUUAUUCUCUGGACAUGAGUUUUUUUAAAUAUAUAUUUUUUAAACAUUUUCACUUUAUUUUUGCAAUGCUGCAGAAUGGCCUGACUUCUACUUUACAACUAGUAACUCAAAUACUUUUUGGGGAAGGGGGAAGUCAUGGCCAGUGUGUAUAUAUCAGCUGACAUUUCAGUUUUUUAUUUUAAUCUUUUUUUAAUCGCCAACACGACACCCGAGGGUGAACUCAGGUGAUAUUUGCAAGCAUUUCAGCAACACGUGUUUUUGAUCAGUGUUUAAGCUCUCAAAGCUAUCGUUUAGCUUCACUUUUCCCUAUGCAGUUUUUAAAGCACUUUGAUUUUUCUCGAACAAGUUGCCAACAAAUGAGCAUUUUUGCCAAUUUCACGUUCCUUGUAAAUAUAUACAGUAUAUGUGGCAGGCAUUUGCAAAAAGUGUUUUCCGUCUUGUGACAUUCGUCCUUGCCUUGAAUUGUGAACCAUUCCGUAACAACAGUGAAGCCAUGUUAGACAGCAGGGGUGGGAAAGCUCUUAUCUGAUCGUAUACAGUCCUUCAUGGGCCAAACUACAUUUUCAGGACAAAAAAAAUUGGUAAAAUCACCAGGGUGGCUUUUACAGAGGUUGUAUACGGUCAAUGAUACCUCGGUUCCCCACCCCUGCUUUAAAGGGGGCCUUGACUUGUUUUUGUACUCAUUUUCAUAUUGCUCCAGCAUAGUUUGAGAUUAAAUGUAAGUUUCCACUGUAUAAACAUGUUUAGGGAUGGAACUGCAGUCCAUUGGCAAAUUGUGUCACUGCCAGAAAUCUCGACAACAGUGUACAGUGAAUGUAUUAAAAGUAAAGUGCAUUAAAUUAUAUUUUCAUACGUAUCUGUGUUACGAGGUAAAUACGCAAAAAAUAGAAUAUUGUCAAUGUACCGUAUUUCCUCGAAAAAGAUGCUUCGUAUUUGGAAUAAAAAUUGUUCUGACGUUU